Cynoglossus semilaevis (tongue sole) is the source of this 4797-nucleotide messenger RNA. RefSeq lists its product as uncharacterized. The transcript has 2 exons. The record is from RefSeq and is a predicted model, not a curated record. NCBI's taxonomy places the organism in Eukaryota, Metazoa, Chordata, Actinopteri, Pleuronectiformes, Cynoglossidae. Bases 1166 to 2158 code for a protein of 330 amino acids.
CAGGGAGAACCAGGCGACGCAAACGGUCUCCAGCACAAAGAUGUUGAAGCAUCUCUGAGAACACUCACCCUGCAGAAAAAAAAACAAAAAAAAAAACAAAGACAUAAAUGAUGCAACAAUGUUGAAAAGUCAAAUAGAAGACGUGAUGGGGAGCCAGUAAUUAGACACCGUCUUUUGGGUGGCUUUAAAGUGACGGUGAGUGGUUUGGUUUGUUUGAUCACACAACAACAAAAAGGUGAGUCUCUCUGCUUUCACAGACAAAAAGGCGCUGAAAGAUUCACUAUAUGGAAAAAAAAAACCACCGGGCUUUGAUUUUCUCAUUGAACAAAUCUUACGCAUAAAUCACAUCUGAGUGGUCGUCCAGUAAAAGCUGUUGGCGAUGAUGAAACUGGAGGAAAGGAGGCUCUGCUAUGAUUCUAGAAAGUACUCUGCUCCUUUCUUUUCAUCUCUUGAUGAUUUUCUGCCCCCAAGUCUGCAAGGGCGAGACUCAUAAAUAUUUGAAAAUGUGAUUAUAUGAAAUUACUUGGUUAUUAAGUCAAAGUCAGAAUUAAUUUCACUGUGAUUCUCCCUUUAUUCUACUGCAGGCUGUCUGGUUAUGACCCUGGUUUAACUGCUGGUGCGGCCGAGUCGUGUAGAUCAAACUGGUCCAAUAAUUCAAGCAAUACAAUUUGUCUGUACUAUGCAGUCCAACGAAAGCGAAAAUAAUUAUUUGAGUUACAUUCAAUGACUACCAAGGCAGAUUUAUUUAAUUGUUUAUUUUAAUAAUUAACUAUUUUCUUCAGUGAAAAGUAAUAGACAAUAUGUAAAUAACAAAUCUGAGAAUUUGCUUAAAGUCAUUUCAACAACAGUAUCAGGUUGGUAUCGUUAUCUUGACUGUAGAGUCUGGUCAGUGCAGCCCUACUCAAUAAUAAUAAUAAUAAUAAUGAAUUAAUAACUUGAACUAUAGUGAUCCCACACUAACUCUGGGAAUUGAACCUUGGACUAUCUGCACCUAGCUUCUACGGCAGGCGUGCUAACAGCUACACUAUGGAACCACGUAACUUAAAUCAGUCGCAGAGCUUCACAAUAUGUUCUGUGGGGAAAAGGAAAAAAAAAACAGUAGUAAAACACUGUUUCUAUCGAGUCUGUACAUUUGACUGAACUGCUUUGAAAACCACCUAAGGUCAUGACCCCAGAAUGUCAGGGCUCCUUCCAAACAACAGGAGAGUGGAGAGCGUCGAGAUGCUGUGUGGACAAUGACGUCUCACUGAGUCGUCUAAAAGACAGUCCGGUCGAUUUUGACUCUGGACGUCCUCAGCCCAAUCAUCGGGUUGAAGGGAGUGAAGCAGGUGAAGCGGCUGGAAGUUCCCGGAGACUCGCUCCAGUAAGAGGACCUGACAGGGACAAUCAACACCUCUGCCCUGGUUACAGAGGUCUGGCCACAGUUCUGCUUUCUGUGGACACUGAAAAGAACAACCUGUCUGCGGAGAUGACGAGAGCCUUUCACUGCGGUUCCACUCAAAGUGCUCUGACAUACUGUUUAAGAGCCUGCUGUGUGAACGGUGCAGAGGCAGACUGGAAAAGAAUCAUAAAAGCCAGAAAAGCACCAUGUUCACUUUCCUGUCCCUCUCUCUGUCUCCCCCUCUCUCUCUCAUCUUUCAGACCCUGCUGUAAUUUUUCCAUGACUCUGAAGGAAGAAGCAGAUUUAAGAGGAGCAGCUGGGCUGAUGAAAGUCACUACGAUCACUAAUAACCUCCAGCUUUUUGUCGGCACCAAUGAGCCUCUGAUGUGCCAAGAAUCAGCGAUGAUGAAAUUCGAAACACACAGGACUCUGACCCCGUCACGGUGUGAGGCAUGGAAACCAAAUGAAGCAAAAAGCAGCGGCUCGCCUCUGAUUCCUGAAGAGGUGUCGAUGAGAGCCCCUCAACAACAGGUGGACUUCAAAUGCAGCGCUGUCUGCCACACACACUCACGACCUUUGUCUUUCCACAUGACUGUGCUUGUGUGUGCGUGUCAACUUUGUCAACACAUCACUUUUAGCUUUGUUUUCUCCUGGGGGAAUUGCGCUAAUGUUACUGAACUGAAUUAUUACUUGACUCUGCUUCACCUCGUUUACUAUUUGCUGACGUCUAAAUGUGCAAAUAAUGUCCCUCCAUCCCAACCCACGCCUCACCUUUGACUGUGACGCUGCAUUCAGGACCCCUACCGUACACUUCUGCUUUAUGACCGAGCAGCAGUAAUGAAGUAAAUAGUAGACGACAGCACUUAACACAUGAACACGUUCCAAAAAUAAUGGACCAGAAUUUUAAAAGAAAAGCAAUUUUAAGUCAGUGUCUAGAGCAGGGCUGUCAAAUAUAUGGCCCACGGGCCAAAAAACAUUUAAUGAAUUUAUGAAGUAUGAAGAUUUAUCUUUUUUUUUAUCAACUUUUUUGCAUGAAAACAAAAGGGAAUAAGACGGACUUUUGUUGUUUAUAGUUAAUUAUGUUGAUCUAAUUCGAUUGUGUGCAGCCCCUGAACCAAAAUGAGUUUGAUAUUAAAUUAUGGUCAAAUUAUAUGUAAAUAAUAGGGAAAUUACAGAUCAGCAACCAUUUUUGAUCAGCCUUUUUCUGCUGUGUCAUCAUCACAUCUUGCAUCGUUUUACAUUGACAGAGAAGCCCGAUCCAUGUUAACUUUUCCCAGUGGGUUUACGUGUUAUGAUAAAUAACAGCAAUCUCCUUGACUUUUUCAAAAUUAUUCAACAAAUCAUCGGUGGGGGAAAUUCAAAUUAUCGUCAACGUGAUGGAUGGCACACUUGGUUUGACAUUAACUGCAGUGAGUCCAACUCACACAGGAGGAACCUCCUAAUUUAGAACACUCUCUCCACUUCUAAUUUGCGCACGUUUCUCUUUGGCGGCUUGAUAUGAUGAAUGGCUAUAGUGAAGUAGUAUUUUUAAGUAGCCGGGGUUGGUAUCAUAAUGGAUUGUUUGGGGGGUUGUGGUGCACGGUUGAAGUCAGUGAGAGGUUAGUCUGCAGCGGUAGAUUAAUGGGACACGGACACACUUCUCAAAGAUUCUUUUUAUGUGGACGAAGUAAGCAAUUCUGUGUGGUGAAUUUGACAAAUCACUCCAAAUGUUUAAUCUCCUAUUCAUUAGAGAGCGUGGACUGGGAUCUUUACAAUAGAGUUUUUUUCUUGUGCAUACGAGAAAAUGAAAGAAAAAAGGGAUCUCUCUGCCACGCAGUGCUUCUCGGAGCCACAUUGGUUGAGUUGCGUUGCUCAUUAGCGAAAAUGUUGUUUACCUUGUUUACUUACAGACCUUUAAGGGGGACAGGGGCAGAGAGGUUUCAGUUCCAGAUUUGGAAGCUUAUAUUUAACCCCCUUGCCUUCACUAAUAGAAGGUACAAAAAAAAAACUGCAGUGUGAAGUGCUUGGUCAGUAGGACUAGAAAUUAGCUCAGACCAUUUACUUCAUAAUCAAAGCACAGUCUAAAUCUGUUUAAAUACGUCACCUUCUAUUAUUUGAGUUGAUUGUGCACUCCUCCAUGCUGCCCUGCUCCCCAGGAGAAGCUCUUUCCCCUAAGCAAUCCCAUUACCUCUUUGAAGCACAUUCACCAUUUGCUUUUGUGUGAGAACCAAUAGUUUUUUGGGGUUUUUUUGUGGACGUUUAUUUUGCAAGAGUAGGAAAAAAACAUUUGCUGACUUGAGCCUGGGCUCUUUUGGUCCACAUGCUGAUGUACUGUACUGCAUGUAGAGCGAGACACUAACUGUACCUCAUGUUACCAGCGUGUGAAAGUGAAAUGAAAGAUAUUACGAUGCGACAGAAAUGCAAAUGCAACUGUAAUGAGUGUGUAAAUGAAUGGAGCGUAGGGUCAUCGAACCCAGAAAAUGACUGUUAUAAUUAGAGAUCCUUUAUCUCUAAUUAUGAAAAAACACUUUAAAAGUGAGUACUUCAGCAAAUGGUCAUUUAGAGAUAAUCUGUGCAGCUGUAUGUGGCGUAUACGUCUCUAUAAAUGCCAGUGUUAUCAUUAGCACAAAUGAAGGUUGUGAGUAAAAUCAACAAGUCGCUUCUUCCCACAACCUUACUGUUGUUUAUGUAGAUUAUGCUAGCUCUUUUAAUUCAAACUUUUUGGUGUCUCUUCACAUUAAAAGAUGACACUUACUUUUCCAUCACAAGGCGUAAUGGACGGUACAAUAAUGCAGGAAAAAACUGUGACAGAUUUCGCUCCCUUCUGUUCAGCACUCGUAUGUUUGAAACAAACCAUAAGUUUACGGUAAAGUUAGUCACUGUUUCUGUUCACGGCCCACAUGCUUUUGCAUAUAGAUGUUUAAACUAACCUUUGUGUUUAAGGACAUCAUUCUUUCAGAGGCAGUCCAUGGAAAAUGAACUGCAGCAUCAAGAAAAUCUGUGGGAUUUUUUUGGAAACUGAAGCUCCAAAAUCCAAGCUGCAGUUAUUCAAUAGUGUUUUUCCCCUCAUUGCUUUGUGUACAUGGUUAAUUAUAACACACACUGGAGAAUAUGUGUGUCAUUUCCCUGAAAGAGAAUGUACCAUAAGUCUGUGCUGCUGCUGCUGCUGCUGCGGUGGCUGCAGUGAGGAGAGCUACAGUCUUUCCAGUCGACAGAGGGGAAGCCUGCGCUCCCUGAGCUUCUGUCACAUCGAUUUACAAUACAGCACCAGAGAGGAGACUCACUAUGUGGGCUGCUGCAUUAACAUAAUAUGAAUUUGGCAGAGCAACUGUAAAGCAUACAUAUCCCCCAGGCUGUUGUGAUAAAAAAAAAGGCUGGGAUUCCUCAGCCAGCAUCAUAACGUAUGUGGAAUAAAACUUGUUUUCCUUGCUUUUCAU